Dreissena polymorpha is the source of this 771-nucleotide messenger RNA. Its product is annotated as E3 SUMO-protein ligase ZBED1-like. The coding region runs from base 1 to 771 and encodes 256 amino acids. NCBI's taxonomy places the organism in Eukaryota, Metazoa, Mollusca, Bivalvia, Myida, Dreissenidae. The record is from RefSeq and is a predicted model, not a curated record. The transcript has 4 exons.
AUGACUUCAUUUGUGCUGCAAACACGUGAAAUUUCUGUAAGCCACACAGCAGAGAACCUGUCGGAAGUUUUGAAUUGUGCGAUUAAAGGAUGGGGCUUAAUUAAAGACGGUCUGAAGCCCAACAUAACAACAAACAAUGCAGCAAAUAUUGUCAAUGCUGUGUGUAAAAGUAUACUUGUUCAUGUGAGAUGUAUGGCUCAUACACUUAACCUUGCGACUCAGAAAGGUAUGAAAGUUGAAGGCAUAUCUGAAAUCUUGAGGAAAAUUCGCAGAAUAGUAGGUUUCUUUCAUCGCAGUUCCACUGCAGCCGCCCUUCUGAAAUCUAACCAGAUUGGGCUGAACAUACCUGUACCCAAACACAAGCUGAUUCAGGUUGUGGAGACCCGCUGGAAUUCCAGCUUUGACAUGCUUAAGAGGAUUCUCGAGCAAAAGCAUGUGCUGUCACCAUUCAAAACUGCUACCGAGGCUCUCUCAGGGGAACGGUAUCCAACAGUAUCCUUGAUCUUCUCCAUGAAGAUGACAUUGCUGACUCACUUCAAACCUGCUUUAUCAGAUUCCGAUAUGGUGAAACAAAUGAAAGAAGUAAUGCAUGCUGACCUGAGUACUCGAUACAACGGCCAGGAGACGGAGCAGUUCCUACUGGAAGCUAGCAUUCUAGAUCCACGAUUCAAGUUGGUACCUCAUGCAUCUGAGGAGCAGAAGGCCAAAGCAUAUGGCAGUUUCAGGGACCAGAUGCUUAGUAUUCUUCAAACAAAAACUGAGGUUAUUUAA